UGAAGCAGACGGUCGGCGCUAUGCAGACUUAUAUUACUGAUAACACGAGCAAAUCAGACACUGUUGUGGCGUUUAAUGCUCACACGAUUGUGGACAAGUCACUUGCUACGGGCCAGGUCCUCGUGUUCAGCAAUCCGCUGUUCAACAUCGGCGAGGCGUACGACAGUGGGGCAGGGAUCUUCACGGCACCCGUCUCCGGAAUCUACUUCUUCUCAGCACAUUUCUGUCUUUAUAACACUAGACACUGGUACUACGCUUUCAUGAAAGAGAACGACGUUGUUGUUGUAAAGGAUCUGAAGUAUGUCGGUGAAACAUCCGUUUGCGAGACGGCGAGCGCUGUUGUUCUCCUGCUGCAGAACGAGAGACUGUGGAUUGAGUGUCGAUCAGGAAGUACGGACGACCAGUUCCUCAGUGCUUCUAAGCAAAGAAGUUCCUUCUCUGGGGCCUUGCUUCACAGGGUUAAUGGAUACCCAUAGGGAGUAGGGACUGCACAUGCAGGGAGGGUGGAUUACGUAAAGGAAAACGAACAGUAUCAUAUGUUGAAGUGUGGUAGCAAGGCUCUGAUCAUUUGGUAGUACAUACCUACUAACGUUUACCUGUGACUAAGUGUAAUGUACAGUUAACAUAUGUGUGUUUAGAUAUCUGUAUUCAAUACAGACACUCAAACUUUGUAUUCAUUUAUUUUAAUCGCAUACAAGUGUAAAAUUAAAAGUAAUAAUGCAUAGUUUCUUUAUGAUCUCAAAGAUAUAGUGACAACAUAAUGUUUUAUGUGUCGGUGACAUACUGUUUGAAACGAAAAGCAAAGAUAACACAAAACAAAACUAAUCACAUAACGAAAGCUAAUCAUGAAUGGUCACGGAUGUUUAAAUAAACUAAGAAAUAUGUUGAAUCGCACAUUUAGCCAUUGUAAUAGCCCAAACUAUGGGUAAAUUGUACAACUUCUCAGACUUUUCCGGUGCUAAUACAUUAAACAGUUGGUUUAAACAAUCAAGCAGCACAUAUAGUCCAGAUAAUAUAAACCAUCCGGUUAUGUUGCAAGCAGAAAUAGACUUACUGGCGCUCGAAAUAAAGGAAAUUUAUUAGUAGUAGUAGUAGUAGUAGUAGUAGUAGUAGUAGUAGUAGUGGUGGUGGUGGAAGUGGUAUUAAUAUUGGAAGUGGUGGUGGUCGUGGUGGUGGUGGUGAUGAUUGUGGUGUCAGCGGCAGCAGCGGCGGCAGCAACAGCAGCAGCAGCAGCAGAGUUGUCUUUUAAUAAAACUCUCGUCAGGAAUUGCUUUUUGGAGGCUGAGUUGUCAAUAAAACUCGUUUAAUUAAUUGU
Molecule: messenger RNA, 1315 nt
Organism: Mya arenaria
Lineage: Eukaryota; Metazoa; Mollusca; Bivalvia; Myida; Myidae
Product: collagen alpha-2(VIII) chain-like
Exons: 2
Coding region: 21-476 (151 amino acids)
Molecular function (GO): protein binding
Source: RefSeq, a predicted model, not a curated record